This is a messenger RNA of Syngnathoides biaculeatus (alligator pipefish), 1487 nucleotides long. Its product is annotated as liver-expressed antimicrobial peptide 2-like. NCBI's taxonomy places the organism in Eukaryota, Metazoa, Chordata, Actinopteri, Syngnathiformes, Syngnathidae. The transcript has 4 exons. Gene Ontology annotation, biological process: antimicrobial humoral immune response mediated by antimicrobial peptide; defense response to bacterium. The record is from RefSeq and is a predicted model, not a curated record. Bases 969 to 1250 code for a protein of 93 amino acids.
GGCAUAAUCUCCGAUGUCCGCCAGAGGUUGCAGGAUGGUGGGUGGCUUCCCCGGACGAGAGUUCCGUGAACGAGUCCGGGUCAGACGAGGUCACGUCGAGCGACCGUCUGGGCAGAAAGAGAAGUUCAAUCCGCCGUAGCUUUAAUACAUAACGCGAAAUGUCAUAGAUGGGCUAUCUGGAAUUGAGGGUACAGCUGGACCCCAAAGUCCUUAUGGUUGCCCCCCUACCCCUCCCCAUCAAAAAAAAAAAAAAAAUGUCUUGCCAAGUAUUUGCGAUGAAGGCCAGACUGAGUCAACACCGGCUGGGAGAUUCUUGCCAAAUGACGGCGGAGAUUGGCACCGGAUCGGCACCGACGAGCACGUCUGCUUACGUAAAAAUGUUUUUUUUUUAAUGCAAUCUUUGAUAUUUUUCCAGAAUGCAGAAUCCUAACCGAAGGGAUUCAUCAUAUUCUACUUAUUUUUAGAAAAUUGUGAAAUUUUUCUUUUUCUUUGAAUUUUCAGCAAACGGACUUGCGACGAUAUGCUCCAUAGAUACAUAAUUUUUUUUUAACUCUUAACGAGAGAUUUUGUUGCGAAAGUCAGUCUAAAGUCCGAAUCGACAGAUGACGUUCGUUAAAAUGUCUUAUUGAGAAAAAGGGGGGGGGGGGGGAAUGAGUACACUGGAGGGGAGAUAAACUUCCCAGGGAAGACUUUUUGCGUCGUCGCGCUUACUUAACCACAGCAGUGAAUCAGCACUUCUAUUUUUACCAUCUUUCUUUUUUUUUUUUUUUUUUUUUUCCCCCAGAAGCAUCUUUACCUCCACCUCAGUACAAAGUCGGACCCUUGCACGCAGUUUAAAAGCGGCCUCACGUGUGCUGCGCGUUAUCUUUCACCCCCCCCCCCUACAUGAAACCAGGGUAAAGUGUGUGUUUGCAAACACGAAGUCCCAUUUAGGCCACGGAGGGGGCUGGAACCACAAAGCGCGUAUCAUGAUGCAGGUGGAAGGUCCCGUCCAGAUGCGGAGAACUUCGGUAUGCCUCCUGCUGGUGGUGCUGGUUCUGGUUCUGUCCCAGCAGGUACGUCCCUCCCCGGUGCCGAGUCCAGGUUCGGCGCACAAGAGGCUGGCCCGCAUGAGCCCGCUGUGGAGGAUCAUGAACAGCAAACCUUUCGGUGCUUUUUGCCAGAACAACUACGAAUGCGCCACUGGACUGUGCAGGGAGGGACACUGCUCCGCCCACCAGCGCCCACCCUCCGAGACCCUCUACGACUAGACGCCGCCGAAACGGGACCGCGGAGGCGGCGUGUUCACGACUGAUCCUUCGUCCACUCGGGACCCCUCCGUAUUUAAUUUAUUCCAACCGCAUUCACGCAUCGCGCGCUUCCAUGGGCGUUCCGACUCGACGGCGAUGGAGAAGAGACUUGCACGUGGACGUGGUCCACUUUGAGGAGGAACCGGAGCACUUUGAAAUGCCCAAAAAAACAAUAUAUAUAUAUGUAUAUAUAUAUAU